Mucor velutinosus is the source of this 1080-nucleotide messenger RNA. RefSeq names its product Sister chromatid cohesion protein pds5 (gene PDS5). Bases 1 to 1080 code for a protein of 359 amino acids. The transcript has a single exon. The record is from RefSeq and is a predicted model, not a curated record. NCBI's taxonomy places the organism in Eukaryota, Fungi, Mucoromycota, Mucoromycetes, Mucorales, Mucoraceae.
AUGGCCUCUUCUUCGGCGUCGAUACAUGACAAUGCCAGCAGCAUAAUAAGCCAACCACCGCCUACAUUGAUGGCCAACAAUUACCCAACUGCACCAACCAUUUUACCCUCCUCAAAUAUAUUUACGCCUUCCCUACAAUUAACGCUUCGAGAGGAUAUUACAGUGGAACUUUCGUCAACAAUCACAGUGCAAUGUACCACAAUAUCAAACCAUAACGAUGUAUUAUAUUACUAUCAAGAACCACCUCCGUAUAAAGAUGAUCAAGAAAACCAACAAGAUUCCAAAGAUUUACUAUUACUACUUUAUGACAUACACAAAAAUCCCAUUUGGAAACUAAAAAGUCGAGAUUGGCAUGGCAUGACUCUACUACAUGAAGGUUUAGAGGUGAUACUAUCCACUACUCCGCCGCAAUUUAGAUUCACUGUAAAUGAGCAGAAGUAUCACUGGCAAGUUCAACCGCAGGGCUCUACCUACACUCUCAAAUGCUUUCAAACCGAAACAAAACUUUUUGUUGCUGAAUUGAAGGAAGAUCAACUAUGUCUGUACAAUCAAAAUAGCGAAUACAACCCCUUUCGGCAAUUGACGCAGAUCGAUCCCCACAUAACUCUAAUCAUACUGUCUGGAUUGCUUGUAAAUCACCAUUUGAAGAACCUACUAAAGUCAUUAGGCGGUGGACCUGAAGCGCUACAAAUGAUGGUAGAUCCCAACGAAGUAUGUAUUAAUAGCAACACCUCAAAAUCAACUCCUGGCUUUCAUCCUGAACGGGAGAAUGAGGAGGAGGAAGAUGACGAUGUCGCAAGUCUAUCGUAUACCAGAAAUUAUCCCGGGCAUCAAAGCCUGGUCUAUGAAAGAGAUCCAAAUAACCGAUGGUCCUCCUCUGCACAGUCAUUUAAAAGCAUCGAAUUGGAUCCUGGAGUAUGGCAUUGUUGGUGGGGUUACAAAUUUUGGUGGUCAUGGUUUCCAUGCUGUAUGCCAGGUGGGUACUGUGAUCGAGCUUGCAUUAGAUUAAAGGGGCACAGACCAAAAGUAAGAUCAACGAGGACAUUAUCAAAGCAAGGAUGGCAACAACAGCACUACUAA